CUAAAACGAGGGCUAGCUUCAGAGUAGGGUGGCCCAUCCAGCGUAAUCUGCUCCACCCCUAUCGCUACGAUAACAAAUUCUAUUCAGCAAUGGUUGCCAAAGGAACGCGCGCUGCUAAGGGACUGAUCAACCUCUGGGCUACCGACCGCGGCACCUUCCCGGUUGUGUUACUCGUCGGGUUCGCCAUGACUGCAGCCAUCGGUAACGGCGUUCGUCACCUGAUAAACAAUCCGGAUGUGUGUCUGACCAAGUCCAAGCGAGGCAACUCCAUGCACUAUGACGAGGGCCAGGGCACUCAGUGGCAAGCCCAGCGCUCUCGUUUCGCCAACAUGGAUAAUAACCCAGUCAAUCGAUCGCGCCAGGAAAACCAGUGAGCCCAAAGCGCAAGGUUUCGAGUGAAGAGACAGCUGAAUCACAUGACACUUUUGUGAACUCGUCUAAUGUAUUAGGAUGAUAGUGCAAGUACUGGACUCGAUCUAAGCAAUAAAACAAGAUUCUGGUCGGCCAUGA
Phytophthora nicotianae INRA-310 is the source of this 510-nucleotide messenger RNA. RefSeq lists its product as hypothetical. NCBI's taxonomy places the organism in Eukaryota, Oomycota, Peronosporomycetes, Peronosporales, Peronosporaceae. Bases 90 to 374 code for a protein of 94 amino acids. The record is from RefSeq and is a predicted model, not a curated record. The transcript has 2 exons.